Haliotis rubra (blacklip abalone) is the source of this 411-nucleotide messenger RNA. RefSeq lists its product as uncharacterized. Lineage: Eukaryota; Metazoa; Mollusca; Gastropoda; Lepetellida; Haliotidae. Bases 52 to 411 code for a protein of 119 amino acids. The record is from RefSeq and is a predicted model, not a curated record. The transcript has 3 exons.
GACAACAAGAAAUGUUGUGGUGGUUGUGGCAAUAAGUGUGUCACACCCUACAUGCCCGAGAAUUGCCAGAAGAAGAAGGAAGUGCUGAUGGCUCACUGGAACCUGUACCAGAACUUGUCCAACUUCCUCCAGGACGGGAACAUGACCAGUAUGGCCAACCAGUCGUACCCAGCAAUGAUGCACAGCGCCAUGACGUGGGUCAGGAACACAACACACAUGUGGAGGCCUUCAUGCAAUGCCAGUGGUGACUACGAGCGUGUGCAGUGCGAGUAUAAUCUGAGGACUGGGCAGAAGGAUCACUGUUUCUGUUCUAACAGAGAAGGUCAACGCAUCAACGGCACCGACACCAGACCGCCGUCAAUGCCAAUGUGCACGACUAAGCCUGGAUACUGCCCUACCGAGUCCCUAUGA